Molecule: messenger RNA, 3951 nt
Organism: Musca vetustissima
Lineage: Eukaryota; Metazoa; Arthropoda; Insecta; Diptera; Muscidae
Gene: bbg
Product: pro-interleukin-16
Exons: 5
Coding region: 1-3948 (1315 amino acids)
Molecular function (GO): protein binding
Source: RefSeq, a predicted model, not a curated record
AUGGAGAACGGCCUGCAUGUUCUGCCACCACAGACUACCCCGAUAAUUGUCAGUGACUAUCUAACCCUAACAUCGCCACCCACCUAUUCACGUCUACCCCCGGAUGGUCAUGAAUUUCCGCCAAAUUUCUCGGAACCAUUGAUUAUGCCUGGUGGAUCCGCUAAUGUCAUGAAGACCACCAGUUUGAUGCAAAGUGUGAUGACGACCACAACAAAGGGUUCGGCGCCGGGUGAUAGUAACACCGUUUAUACCGAGAAAUUAUAUGCUGCCUCUAAAGUUGGACCCACAAUGAUGGCCAGUAGCCGUAGCACACAUUUGACCAGCACAACCACAAAUGGUAUUACCCAAACUAUGGUCGAGGUGGAGAAACAAAAAUCCGGACCCAUUACAAUGGAAAUGGGAGGUGGAAGUUCUGAUGCCGUACCACCACCUCUGCCCAAAUCCACACCACCAGCCACAGUGCCACGCAAGGUCUAUCGCCAAGAUUUGGUGGUCAAUGUUGAAGAUGCCCGGCCCAAUCCGAUAAGCGUGGCCACAGGGACGCCCACAAAAAUCAUUAUCGACACACGUAACAGUCGCUCCACACAAAACCUUUCCUCUGGGAACAGCAGUGGCAGCAGCACACCCACAGCCCACAAAUUGGAGGCCUCCUCCUUCAGCGACUGCCCUGACUAUAAACGUUCCUUAAGUGUACCUCGUCGUUCCAGUGAUUGGCGCAAGGAUGAGAAAUCCGAAAAGAGUGUUCGCGACAAAAUUGCCAUGUUCUCCAAUGAUGAUGCUGCCCAGCCGCUUGAACCUGCCGCCAAACCGAUUAGCUUCUCACGUUCCAAUAGUUCCACAAAGCCCUUGAAUUUAAGUACCGAAAAUUUACUGGACACCUCCUCCUCACACACACCCUAUCGGGCGGGUUCGGCCUCUCUACAGAAGACACGUGCCAUGAGUGUGGAAAAUCUCAAUGAUGUUGCCCGACUCUAUCAGCUUAGCAAGCCCUUACCGGCCCAAAGCAACUUCUCCGACUCAUUGCAGUCCUUGAACUCCAUAAAUUCCGAUUAUACCCAAAGUUAUGCCUCGCUGCCCCGGCGCCAUGCCUCCACCCAACAUUUGGAUAGGCGUAUAAGCUUCUCGGGACAGCCGGCCUAUGUGCCGGAUGAGGCCUCAAGGAAGGCAGCCAUUACCAAUAUUUUAGAGCAACGCAGACGUAGUCUGUCGAAGCUGAGAGGUUUGGUAAUACCUGAUCGGCCUCAUGUGCCCCUCGAGCCCAUAUUGGAUUUGCCGGAAAUUAAAAGUCGGGAUAGUGAUCAAAUGAAGGCAUCGGGUAAUACCUCCUCCACCGAUUCCACAGAUAGUGGGGUGGGUUCAGUAAGCGGAGGAGUUGGAGGCCUUAACACCAUUCCCAGACCAGCCAAGCGUGCCGAAAUGAGCAUGACCACAAAUACCACCUCUUCCUCCUCGAUGAUGAGUUCUCCCCUGAGGCCCCUAAAUGUUUCCACGCACAGCAACAGUGUCAACAUUGCCAACAAUCGGGGAUAUUUGUCACAAAACAACACCAGUAAUUCCCGACACAUGGCUCCCUCAGUGGCCCAGAGACGUAUGGAGGCCCUCAACACCAUCCCUCCUGCAAAGCCACCACGCACAUCCCUUGUUGCCACACCCCGCCAGAUGUUACACGAAGAAAGCGAUUCGUGUGAUUCGGUAUUCUCCUCCCGCAUAUCCUCACCACCCAUGUCACCCUGUGUACCCCAAGUGCCGGAGAAAUUUGCCCUCACACGUACCCUCUCCUCGGAGACGAACACCUCCAUUGCCAGUUCCACCACCUCAACAUUAACCUCGGGUUCUGGUUCACAGGCCAGCUGUUCGUCGGUAGGCAGCACCCCAACCGUUGAUCUUAGUCGCAGAGUUUUGAAAUCCGGUUCCAAUGAAUCGGCCACAAAUCGCAAAAACAUUCUGGCCUCGGCCAAGUGCCGCAACGGGCGUGGUGAUACCUCGGCCCUAAUGCGUAAUCGUCCCUAUGAUGAUGAGGACAGUACCGAUGGCUAUGAUGAUGAUGAAGUUAGACGGCAUCACAAAUCCAAACCCAGAUCUCUGGUGUCGAGCAGUUCAUCCCUGAUCACCCUACCCUCCAAGGCUGCUUCACCCACGGCGCCCAUUAAUUAUAAAUUGGUAACAAAGAAUGAUCAGAACCUUGUGGACAAGGUCAUCAAUGUGGCAGCCUAUGUUGAGAUCACCUCCGACACGGAUGAUAGCAGCCGCAAAUCGGCCGACAGUAGCUCGCCCCUCAAACUCAGUGCCAUGUUCAUCGAUGAAGAACGCAAACAAAGUUUCAAAGCCGAUCCCACCCAGAAAGCAGUGAGUAAACCCAAGACCAGCAAUAUCAUUCCAGCCAAAGUGGUGGCUCCCAUCAGCUCCCAACCGGUGCAGCCUCUAAGUCCCCAGAGGGCCGUGGAAGCCAUUUCUCCGUUGAGCAAAAAAUCGGGCGAUUCCUCUUCCUCCAGUGAGUUGAGUCAAUGGAUGCAUGUUGAGGUGGCAAAAUCAAGAACCCUGAACUCCUACUCGAGGACCCCGGAGCGAACCCUCAAACCGGUAUAUGAGGCCACCACCAAGACAACCUUUAGCAGUUUGUCCAGCAAAACCACACCGAAAAUCUCAACCGCUGAGAUCCGUGAGAAAUUUGAACGCACAGCAGCAGCUCAGGCUGCCAACAACAACACCACAACCAUUUCUCCCCUCAUCUCCACUUCGAGUAACAUAAACACCUCCCCCACUGCCCCCUCAAUGACCACAAACCUACUCAGUGUCAAGUCACAACAACAAAAACAAUCUACCUACCACGAACGUUUCUCAUCGUUGGAUUCGAUUGCCUCCUCCUCAUCAGGUGUCAGUUCCACUACACAAAAUGUCUCCUCGACCCAAGAGAACACUACGGAAUUUGGUAGUUUCUCAUCGCUUGGCAGCAAUCAGAGCCUGAUCACUGCUCAAGAUAUACAACAGAUAAUCGAAGAAGCCGAUCCACCACUUAAAACACCGGAAGCCUUUAUUAUUGUCCUGCAAAGGGAUACACCGGAAUCGAGUAUUGGCAUAACCUUGGCCGGUGGUUCCGAUUAUGAAGCUAAGGAAAUAACGAUCCACAAAAUUUUAGCCAAUACCCCGGCAGCUAAAGAUGGUCGUUUAAAGAAGGGUGAUCGCAUAUUGGCCGUUAAUGGCAUGAGCAUGCGCGGUUUAACACAUCGUGAAUCAAUAACGGUGCUAAAGACUCCUCGUCCUGAAGUCGUCCUUGUGGUAACACGUUCCGAAUCGAUCAUCGUGAAACCCUUGACAAAGAAACGUUCCUCUUUGGGUUCCCUGUCCAGUUUGAACGAGAAGCCGACAGAAAUUGAUUAUGAAAAGAAACGUAAUUAUCACAAAGCUUCAAGAUCAUUGGAUUUAGAUUUGGAUGUGAUCUCGAAUGAAGAGGCCACAUCGCCAACAAGUCGACACACCCCGUCGAGUACAAGUUCCAGCAGUCGCAGUAGCCCACAGCCACCGGUUAGCCUUUCGGAAGCUGAAACCUUGGCCAGUAUUAGAGCUAGACGUCAACUGUCUAGACCGGAUGUUAGUAAAAUUUCAACAAGUGAGCUGCUGGAAAGGGCUCAAGAGACAAGGAAUGCCUUGCAGGCGGAAAUUAGGGCACAGGAGGCCACACCCAAGGGUGCCCGCUGUGUGGAAAUCAUCAAAGAUAGCUGUGGUUUGGGUUUCUCCAUUGAGGGUGGUUUCGAUUCCCCCCUGGGUAACCGACCUUUGGUGGUGAAAAAGGUGUUCAUGGGCGGUGCUGCCAAGAAAACCAAUCAAGUGCGCAAUGGUGAUGAAAUCCUUAGCAUCAAUGGCUGUUCCACAGCCAAAAUGACCCGUGUCGAUGCCUGGAAUUAUAUGAAACAGUUACCUUUGGGACCAGUUAAAAUUGUAUUUGCCUAAAAA